Carcharodon carcharias (great white shark) is the source of this 492-nucleotide messenger RNA. It is a transcript of the gene cplx4c, whose product is annotated as complexin 4c. The coding region runs from base 1 to 492 and encodes 163 amino acids. Gene Ontology annotation, biological process: neurotransmitter transport; regulation of neurotransmitter secretion; synaptic vesicle exocytosis. NCBI's taxonomy places the organism in Eukaryota, Metazoa, Chordata, Chondrichthyes, Lamniformes, Lamnidae. The record is from RefSeq and is a predicted model, not a curated record. Gene Ontology annotation, molecular function: syntaxin binding. The transcript has 3 exons. Gene Ontology annotation, cellular component: SNARE complex; terminal bouton.
AUGACAUUCCUCCUCAAAAACAUGAUCAGUGGAAAAAUGAAAGAUCUGGCAGGUAGUGGUGGAGGAGGAGGAGGAGGGGGAGAAGAGGAGAAGACAGAGGAAGGAGAUGGAAAGCCAACUGCAAAAAGCUCGGGAAUGACAAGGGAAGAAUUUGAAGAAUAUCAGAGGCAGCUGUUGGAGGAAAAAAUGGAACGAGACAAUGCCUUCACCCAAAAAAAAGCAGAAAGGGCCACGGUUCGAUUGCACAUGAGGGAGAAAUAUCGGUUGCCACAGAAUGACAAGGAUGACAGUCAGGUCCAGAUGGCUGGAGGAGAUGUGGAACUUCCUGAGGAACUGGCAAAGAUGGUGCAACAGGAUGAAGAUGAGGAAGAAAUUAAUGAUUCAUUUUUGGGCACCAUUCAAAACAUGGACUUUGAUACCAUCAAGAUCAAGGCCCAGGAAACGUUCACUGAGAUAAAACAGACAGCUGAGGAAAAAUGUUCUGUAAUGUAA